Messenger RNA from Vespa crabro (European hornet), 2349 nucleotides. RefSeq names its product leucine-rich repeat neuronal protein 1-like. The transcript is spliced from 4 exons. Gene Ontology annotation, molecular function: protein binding. Bases 72 to 1388 code for a protein of 438 amino acids. Gene Ontology annotation, cellular component: extracellular matrix. The record is from RefSeq and is a predicted model, not a curated record. Lineage: Eukaryota; Metazoa; Arthropoda; Insecta; Hymenoptera; Vespidae.
CGAUCGAUCGAUCGAUCGAUCUAUUUUUCUCUAAAUCGGAUCUAAAUAAUCUAGACGCAAUACUGUACGAUAUGUUGCUCGGAAUAUUCGUAGUUUUUGCUUCGAUCCUGUCAUCCGUUUUGGCAACCACGGUUAAUCUUACCAAUAACGGUUUAAAGAAAGAAGAUUUCUUCUUAAAAAUUCAAUCGGUUAUAUCGCUGAGCGAAGUGACAGAUUUAAUAUUACGUCAAAAUCAAUUUGACAGUUUUCUCGAUUGCUCGACGAAUUUAGCUUCCUUGAAAACAUUGGAUCUAUCGCAGAAUCAUCUGCAACGUUUCUUUUUCCUUUGCAAAGACGAAUACAAUCUGCAAGUAUUAAAUGUCAGCCAUAACAAGUUGGAAUAUAUUGAUGACAAUGCGCUCAAUGAAAGAAUAUUGAAACUUAAAAUAUUGGAUUUAUCAUCGAACAAAUUGUCUAUCGUCAAUGAGACUAUGUUGGAACAUUUAAAGAUUUUAGAAUUUCUCUCGUUAGCUGACAAUCCGAUCGGUGAUGGAAUUCACGAAAAUGCAUUUUGGACGUUGAGUGCGUUGAAACAUCUCGAUUUAAAAAACGUUUCGAGUUCUUUCUUCUCCGCUGAGCUAUUUAAAAAUUUAAUUAAUCUUUCGAUUUUGAAUUUAUCAUGGAACCCGAUAAGUAUGAUCCCUCUUUUACCGAUGACUCUAGAAGAACUUGAUAUAUCGGGAACGGAAAUCUUUCAACUGAAUGGUUUAUUCCUACCACAACUAAGAGAACUUAAAAUGAAUAAUAUGCCGAAUUUGACGAAACUUUCAUUAAAUGAUUUAGAAAAUUUAACAAGCUUGGAGGUAUUAUCAUUAGCAGGAUGUAGAAAUUUGGUGCAACUUACGGUUUGGCCACAUCAUGGCCUUUUAUUACCACGACUUCAACGUUUAUCGAUCGAGAAUUGUGCUUUGGAAACUUUGGAGUCUGAUCUUCGAUUGAUUUUACAAAGAACAGCUGUUGUAAAUCUUCGGGAUAAUCCAUGGAAAUGUGAUUGUAAAAUGCAAUGGCUUAACACGAAUAAUUCUUUGAAAGAAUUGAGCACAGAGAUCAAAUGUUCCAUGCCAGAACGACAUCGUAGCAAACUUCUCAAGGAAAUUCCAAUCUACGAAUUGGAAUGCGAAUCAGUUUCAUCGAUUUUUUAUCCAAUUUUAUGGUCCGGCAUAACAUUGCUAAUCGUUUUCGUGAUACUUCUAAGUGUUUUCUUCGCUUUUAAGAAACAAGAUGGAAAAUGGAAAAUGGAAUUCGUUAGAAAUCGGGAUACUGUUACAUACACAAACGUUGUGGAGUCAUCGAAUGAUUUGGUAAGAAUAUUAACUGUCAAUGAUAAUCACGAAUGUAAUGACGAAUGAAGAAAAAGAAGAAAAAGAAAUAAAAUCGUGAUAAUAUAAGUAUAGAAAAUAAUAUAAUAAGGAUAUAAAUAAUAAGAAAACGGAUCGUUUUCAACAACAUAAUAUAUAUUCUAAUUUUAGCAAUUAGAAAUUAUUGCCAAGAAAAAAAAAAAAAAAAAAAAAGAAAGAAAAGAAAAUCUUUGUGUUACAUAUACGUGUACAGUACUUUCUUUCACGAUCAUACAUGCGUAGCAAUAUAUUAUAAAGAACGAAUCAAUAAUUAUAAUAAAUUGCAAUACGAAUUGUGAUUCAAUGACAAAUUGUAUAAAUAUAUUAUUUGAUUAUUUUCAGACUUCAAGUUGUACGUUAAGUAUAGUAAAGUCUACCAUUUCCUCGUAUCAUCCAAAUCAUUGAUUUCUUAUUAAAGUUAUUAUCAAACGAAUAAAUAAAACAAAUUCUAAAGAGAAUUAUUACGAAUUAAUCGGAAUAAAGGACUUUGAUUGCAUAUGAAGAUAUCAAAAUAAACUCAUUCAUAAUUCUCAAUUCAUAUAGAAUUUUGUCUAUAUGAUUAUAAUCACCAUUAAUAAUAAAAAGGUUAAAUCAAUGAAUAACAAAUUAUUGCAAAUGAUUAAUUAUUGAUUCAUAAUAUAUUUUCGUCCAAUACAGAAUCCCUUUAUGUAUAUAAUCAAAUAACACGUAAGAAAUAAAAUAUGAUAUCUUAGAUGAUAAACGAUCUUUAGAUUCAUAGAUCCAUAGGAUAGAUCAAGGCUCGUUCCGUGCCAUUACCAUGCACUCUCUCUCUCUCUCUCUCUCUCACCCUCUCCCUCUCUGUCUCUAUCUAUCUUUCUCUCUCUCUCUCUCUCUCUCUCUUUUUCUCGAAACUCGAUUCACCGGUUAGCAAUUACAACAAGUUCGAGUGUUAACGUAUUCGAUAAUAGUGUAAGUUCUUUGUAAACGAAUAAAACACUUUUGUCAGUAGGCA